CACGAAGUCUCCAACUCAAUGGCAAGAUGGCGACGACCCAGAGAAUAGCCGCGGAGGCACUUCCGGCCCCGCCCCCUCUCCGUGUCUCACUUCCAGCCCCGCCCCGCGUGCACGAUGGCACGGUACGCCGUUGCUAUGGCAUCGUCCUGGGCGCCCUGCUUAGAGUUUCGAGGGAUCCCUGGAGCCGCAGGCGCUCCGGAGGAAGUUCUGUGAGCUUGCCAGACACAGAGCUGAGGCUGCGACGCCGGAGACAGGGAUGGGAGGGCCGCUUGCGGCCAGCCCUGAACCAGGAAGCCAGGAGCCAGAAAGCCAGGCACCUGUAUGAGUCCCGGACCUCACAACCUAGUCCAAAAGCUGGACAUAGUCGGUCACUCCAGCUUCAUGGGCAAACAUCUGUGAGAGGAGCUGUGGGGAUGGCACACCUGCUAGGCAGCCAGGCUUGUAUGGACAGCCUGCGCAAGGACCUCACCGACCUGCAAGGCACCAUUGUGGAUGUGUUCUCCCGUGCCGGGCCUGUGCGCUUCCCCUCCUGGAAGUUCCCUGACCGUGUGGCCUGUGACCUUGACAUGGUGGCCCUUCUGGAGCACUAUGACCAUGUGCCAGGUGACCCUGAGUUCACACAGUUGUCCCAUGCCGUGCUGCUGGAGCUGGUCAUUGACAGGCUCCUGCUGCUACUUCAGAGUUGUGCCAGCUACAUGGAAAACCUCAGUUUGGAGCAGAUGAUGCCUCCUGCCCGGGUUGCAGGGCCAUGCAUGUCCGUGGGGCUUACAGUAAGGCGCUUCUGGAGCAACCUGCUUAGGCUGGGCAUGCACUACCAGCAGGCAGUCCCCCAGAAAAGAACAAACCAAGGGGAGAUUUCUAUCACCAAGCCCACAGCUAAGGGUGAACCAGCCAGGAGCCCUGAAUGUAUGACUGCCAAGUUCAUCAAGCCCCCCUCCCCCGUGCCAGGUUUGCCUUUGAUCUGCCAAGGGCUGCAGAGCCUCCCUGUCAGAGUCUCCCUGCGGAGCCCAGGUGGGACCUCUGAGAAAACUAAGAGCGUCUACUCCCAGACCGUCGAGACAGCCUUGGUACCCUGUGAUGCUUGCACCAGUGUCCAGGGCAGCCUAUGGGAGGUGGGCAAGGUGAUUAUCAACCUAUGUCAGAGCCAAAACUUGCCUUCAUCCUUGGGCCAGUUCCAGAAAUUGGUGCAGGACAGCCUGGGGCUUAAACCACUGCCUGCUGCCACCGUGGGCCACUGGGCAGCAGAGCAGAGCAAAGACCUGACUCGUCUCAACAAACACGUGGGAGCCCUCACCCAGCUUGUUGGGCCCCUUAGGGCCCAGCUGGAAGAGGCUGAGGGGCAGAAGGAUGGACUGAGGAAGCAGGUGAGCAAACUGGAACAGACCCUGCAGCAGGAGAAAGGGGAGCGGCAGCGGCAGACAGAAGAGGCUAAGCGGACCCUGGCCCAGUUCGAGCAUGACAGGCACCAGCUGCUCACAGAAACAUGUGACCUAAAGACAAAGGUGGCCAUUCUGGAGGAAGACCUGAAACAGCAGCAGAAGUCCAUGCAGGCCAUGGAGGCAAAGGCCCAUCAGCUGGAGGAGGAAGGUGAGCGUAGGGCGGCAGCUGAGAGGCAGGUGCAGCAGCUGGAGGAGCAGGUGCAGCUGCUGGCAGGGCGGCUGGAUGGGGCUAGCCAGCAGAUCCGCUGGGCCAGCACAGAGCUGGACAAGGAGAAGGCGCGCGUCGACAGCAUGGUCCGUCAUCAGGAGUCCCUGCAGGCCAAGCAGAGGACUUUGCUGCAGCAGCUGGACUGUCUGGACCAGGAGCGGGAAGAGCUGCGGGGCAAUCUGGAUGAGGCUGAGGUCCAGCGGUCUGAGUUGGAGGAGCAGCUGCAGAGCCUCCAGAGCGAAAGGGAACAGGGACAGUGCCAGCUGCAGGCCCAGCAGGAAGUGCUGCAGAGCCUGCAGCAGGAGAAACAGGACCUGGAACAGGUAAUUACAGACCUGCAGCUGACCAUCUCAGAGCUGCAGCGGCAGCUGGAGGAGCUGAAGGAGCGGGAGCGACUGCUGGUGGCCUUCCCAGACCUGCACCAGCCAGUGGAGGCCCAGAUCCAAAGCUCUAGCAAUGUCACCCAUGACAUGGAGAGGCAAGUGCAAGCCAAUGACAUCCGUAUCCAGGUCCUACAGGAGGAGAACAAGCGGCUCCAGUCAAUGCUGACCAAAAUCCGGGAGGUGGCCCAGCAGGGAGGCCUCAAGAUGGUCUCGCAGGGCCAGCUCUGGUCCUCUCCCUACAAGGGCAUCCAGGGAACAACAUCCCCAGCCCAGGCCCAGAGUGCAUUGUCAGGACCCACAGGCAGACGGCAGUCUCCUGGCAGCAAGACCAGCGGUUCAGGCAGGACCCAUCCAGGCGGGCCCCGAACAUCCCCCUCUCGGCAGUCUGGCAGCUUGCCCAGCAAGUCCUCUUUGGGGGAUGGAGCCCAUUCAGCCACCUGCACCCAGAACCCCAUAAGGGCCUUGGCCAGGCUGAGGAGAAAGCUUUCACCGAACAGAGGUCAGGCUGGUUCUCCAUACCAGCCCCAGGAGCGGCCCAUGUAACCCGCAGCAGGGGUAGGGCUGGAGGGUAGGUGGCUAGCAACCCCCCAUGGAAUAAAAGCCCCAGCCAUCUGCCCGCAGCUAUCUUGGCCUCAGCGUGGCUGAGCUGGGGGAACAGACCUUCCCUUCUUGUUGGGUAAGGGCCUCUGUGAUCCCACCAUGCAGGUCGCUGGCCAACAGAAGCCUGGCACUGAGUUGGGAGCUUCCUGUUUGCUCCAGAUGGGCCUGUGGGAGGACCACACUGAGGGGUAGCACCUGAGCAGAGUGAAGCACAGCCUUCCCAUAGAAAGGGCUGAGGGGACUGGGCUUCCUGACGGGCACUCAGGUUAGGACUUGGGGUGUGAGCACACGUCUGAAAUAAGAGCCAGAGGCCAGGGGCUUGCUGCUCGCCCUCGGGUUCAGCAAGGCAGGCAGAGAACAGUGUUGUUUUUGCCUUUGCCUUCCACCCGGGCUCUGCAUCUCACGCAGACCAAAGGGCAUCAGGCAGCUCACCAAAGAGCUUGCUCCUCUAGGAACUGCUGCGAGGUCCCUCUCAAGCCCUACAGGUCAGAGCCCCACCAAACCAUGGGAGGAAAGUCCAGGACUUUGGAUACCUUAGCCAUCCAUGGUUUGAUGAAAAUUAGACUUUGGGGCUCACCUAGUUCAGGAUGACACAAGAUCAAACAAGGAUGCUACCGCCACACCAUGUACAUGUGGUCACUUUUCUAAGGAAGCCACUAGCCUGUGUUGAGUCACAUUUGUGAUGGACAGGCUCUAAGUUUUACUGAGAUUUCCUCAGGGCACACUAACCAGUGUGGGUGGCAUUAUUUGUUGUGUAGUAGGGUUGAGUGCCUAAGUUUACAGUGAAGGAUCAGUGGUCAGGUCUCCCAACUUGCUUCUUUUUUUGGGAGUGGUGUAUUUCAAGACAGCACUUCUCUGUGUAGCCCUGGCUGUCCUAGAACUCUGUAGACCAGGCUGGCCUUGAACUCACAGAGAUCCACCUGCCUAUGCCUCUCAAGUGCUGGGAUUAAAGGUGUGUGCCACCACCGCUGGCCCAACUCUGUUUCUUGACAGCCCAGGGGGUCUGGGGCAGACUGAAUACUCUGAGUCACUCUACCAGGGAGAGCCUGCUUUGGGCAUAGCUCCGAGAGAGGCCUUGUGACUGCUGAAUAUUCCAGGCCUCUGCUGACCCAACAUCCUCUUAUUAGCUCUCACUUGUGCCAGUUAGUAGGCCAGACCCUUCUCC
This is a messenger RNA of Rattus rattus (black rat), 3795 nucleotides long. RefSeq names its product coiled-coil domain containing 157 (gene Ccdc157). The transcript is spliced from 12 exons. The coding region runs from base 27 to 2573 and encodes 848 amino acids. Lineage: Eukaryota; Metazoa; Chordata; Mammalia; Rodentia; Muridae. The record is from RefSeq and is a predicted model, not a curated record.